GUCCGUCCCGUGUGAAAGCACCGUGCACACAGCAAUCGAUGGCAGCUGGCGGUGCAGUUGGUGACUGCGUUUCUGUAAACGAGACCUCAUUGAAUUUCGGAACGCUGCAGAGAAUCUUCUGCGGGCCAACUCGCAACUCAGUGUGCCAUGCCGGUAUUGCCGCCUGCUCGGCGAGCCGCGCUUUCGUCCGGCCUUGACGCCUUUCUCGCAUCUAGCUCCAGCUCCAGUCUGGGAUUGACGAUCUUGUAUUCGAAUAAGCCGAAUUGGCCGUUUAAAUCAGCUCGCGGCCAGGCCAGCGAUGAGGGAACAGCCGCCGGAAAAGAGACGAUCGAUAUUGCUGUCCUCGACUCGUCCUUUAACCCUCCUACACUCGCCCACAGAGCCAUCGCUCUAGGUCCUGCGCUCCUCGUUUGUCGCCCGGGCUCAUCAACUGUAGCAGGGGAUUCGACACCAAUUGCGUCGGCCGACCCAAAGCCCGAAUAUGACGCGCAUCUGCUCCUCUUCUCCGUACGGAAUGCAGAUAAAGGCCUGGGCCGGAGAGGAGACGCGUCUCAGCUGCAACGAUUAGAGAUGAUGGAGCUGCUCGCAAAGGAGAUUGAGGCUUUUUUGCGCAAAAAGACUACAGGGCAAUCGAUGGAUGCUGCUGAUGACGGUAGCGGCGGCAGCUCCAUCGCUGGCGCCGCUUACGAACCAGCCGUCGCCGUGGGCAUCGUUGACCCGCCUUUGAUGUUCGAAAAGUCGACACUGGUGCACAAGUACAUGCAAGAUCUGCUGCGAAAAGUGGCACCGAACACUGCCUCGCCUACCAUCCGACUGCAUUGGCAAGUCGGCAUGGACACUUUGGAACGAUUCUUUGCACUUCGAUACUAUCCUUCCACCCAAGCUUUCCACGCCUCUGCCGAACGAUUCUUCAACAAGGAAGGGACGACGUUUGUCGUCGCGUCUCGCGUCCCGUCAAGCUUACCUGGAAAGAGCAUGGAGAACGAAUCAGAAGAGCAGCUGCUCCGAAGUGAGCUCGUGCAACCGUGGGUCGAGCAACACAAAGUUGCGCUUUGGCAGCUUCCGACAGAGGUGCAAGGUUGCAGCAGCACAGACGUCCGCAAGCUGUAUCGGACUGAUGGGGCCACCUCGACCGAGGAGCUCAUACGGCAGCAGCAGCAAAAGGUUCCUGCAAGCAUUGCCCACUACCUCGAUCAGGAGCGAGUGUACGGCGAAGCGAGAAGAAUCCCGCCUCCAUAGCGUCGCUGGCUCGUACAAUUAUUUAAACCGCUAAAGGGGUAAACUUUCACCCCAAUCAUGUUCAGGAGCUACAUGUUUACUAGAAUCCUAGCUUGAUUUGGAUGCAGCGCAGUAGCUGAUGUGUCGAGCGUAAAGGCGUCUUCCGCUGGACUCAAGAUGCUAUUUAUACCGCCUCGCAAGCAAUGAAAGCCCCCGAGGUCCU
Molecule: messenger RNA, 1441 nt
Organism: Tilletiaria anomala UBC 951
Lineage: Eukaryota; Fungi; Basidiomycota; Exobasidiomycetes; Georgefischeriales; Tilletiariaceae
Exons: 1
Coding region: 148-1239 (363 amino acids)
Cellular component (GO): nucleus; cytoplasm
Molecular function (GO): ATP hydrolysis activity; nicotinamide-nucleotide adenylyltransferase activity
Source: RefSeq, a predicted model, not a curated record